Oncorhynchus gorbuscha (pink salmon) is the source of this 2378-nucleotide messenger RNA. Its product is annotated as fibrous sheath CABYR-binding protein-like. Bases 440 to 2185 code for a protein of 581 amino acids. Gene Ontology annotation, cellular component: mitochondrion. Gene Ontology annotation, biological process: anterograde axonal transport. NCBI's taxonomy places the organism in Eukaryota, Metazoa, Chordata, Actinopteri, Salmoniformes, Salmonidae. The transcript is spliced from 8 exons. The record is from RefSeq and is a predicted model, not a curated record.
AGACUCGCCUCCUCAUGCUCCUCUGAAUCCAUUUCCGUCCUGUCAGAUACGGUAUCUCUACUUGAAAUUGACGGAUUUUGAUCGGGAGUUUUAAAAUUACGUUACUUAGGUUGAUGUAAAGGUGUGUCAAUCGACUAAGGGGUUUGGGUGCGUACACUGAACUCGUAAAAUGGAUGCACUCAUAACAAGCGUACAGGAAAGACAUUCCAAAAAUGAAAGACACACCGAUAAAACAAAAUAUAUGUUUAUGUUCCACGUGCUUGACAUUUGACCGUUUCCCUUGUGCGUGAGAAAAGGGGGAGGGUGAAGAACCGUUUGAGAAGACAGACAUCCAGCGCUUCGCUCCUCUCACACACGACCAGCUUACGCCAUUCAUUCUGCCCUCCCUUGCUCCGGCACACGCUGCAUUCCUACGGUAGUUUUUGGAUAGCGAGCGGCGAUGUUUCUCUGCAGAGCGGCUUGGCAAAGAUAUGGGCCUUUGGCAAGGAAGGUAGCCCAACAGUUAUCUAGAGAUGUGUUGCCACGACGACAAAUGUCAUCAGUCCCCGGUGGUACUGGUGAUAACAUCGUCUACGCCCUGCUGUGUGGCGGGGCCUUCGCUGGAGCCAUCGCAUACACAUACAGCACUGUGACCACAGACCACGCCAGAUUCAAUGACCGUGUAGCGGAUAUCAACGCUCGUCCCAAGACUGUGUGGUCGCCCAAACCAUGGCCUCCCAAGAGUAGGGAUGAGGAAGAGGAGGGUGAGGAAGCAGCAGCCUGGGGAGGAGAGGAGGAGGCGGCUGAGGAGGAGGCAGCAGCAGAAGAGGCUGGAGAGGAGGCUGCAGUUGAGGAGGCUGUAGCGGCGGAAAACGGAGCAGAACCCGCAGAAGAGGCCUCAGUCGAGACAGAAGCAGCGGCCGAGGCAGUCUCUGAAGAACCGGCUGUGGAGGCAGCGGCAGUAGAGGCAGAAGCAGUGGCCGAGGCAGUCUCUGAAGAACCGGCUGUGGAGGCAGCGGCAGUAGAGGCAGAAGCAGCGGCCGAGGCAGUCUCUGAAGAACCGGCUGUGGAGGCAGCGGCAGUAGAGGCAGAGGUGGCACCAGCGGAAGCGGAGACUGUGGUGGAGGAGAUUACAGAGGCUGUUGCUGAGGUCGCAGAAGAGGUCAUCGAGGUGGCAAAUGAAGUGGAGGCAGCAGCAGAGGAAGUGGCCGUGGAAGAGGCUGCUGAGGAGGCAGUUGCCGUGGAAGAGCCGGAGGAGGAGAUCAACGUGGAACCAGUCAUUCUGGCAGCAGCCUCUGCUUUGGAGGUGACGACAGUCACUGAAGUGGUCAAAGAAGUGGUUGUGCCUAUUGUAGAAGAAGUGGAGGAGGCCGCCCCAGUGGAGGAGGCCGCCCCAGUGGAGGAGGCCGCCCCAGUGGAGGAGGCCGCCCCAGUGGAGGAGGCCGCCCCAGUGGAGGAGGCCGCCCCAGUGGAGGAGGCCGCCCCAGUGGAGGAGGCCGCCCCAGUGGAGGAGGCCGCCCCAGUGGAGGAGGCCGCCCCAGUGGAGGAGGCCGCCCCAGUGGAGGAGUCCCCAGCUGCCCCACUUGAGGCUGCACCCGCAGAAGAGGCCCCGGCUGCAGUGGAGGAGUCCCCGGCUGCAGUGGAGGAGGCCACAGCUGCCCCACUUGAGGCUGCACCUGCAGAAGAGGCCCCGGCUGCAGUGGAGGAGGCCCCGGCUGCAGUGGAGGAGGCCCCGGCUGCAGUGGAGGAGGCCCCGGCUGCAGUGGAGGAGGCCCCGGCUGCAGUGGAGGAGGCUGCAGUGGAGGAGGCCCCAGCUGCCCCACUUGAGGCCACACCUGUAGAAGAGGCCCCAACCAUAGAAGAGACCCCACCUGAGGUCACACCUGUAGAAGAGGCCCCAACCAUAGAAGAGACCCCACCUGAGGUGGAGGAGGCUGCAGUGGAGGAGGUCCCAGCUGCCCCACCUGUAGAAGAGGCUGCGAUGAAAGAGGCCCCAGCUGCAGUGGAGGCUGCCCCAGUUGUGGUGGUGGCACCUGUGGAGGCGCCUAAGAAGGAAUACAUUGUAGUGGUGCUGGAGGGAGCAGCCAAGACUGAUAAGAGGCCCAAAGUCCUGGGCGUCGGCCCCAUGACCGGCAGGAUCAUCCCAUCUCCAGACGAUGAUGAGGCCCCUGCUGCUGAGGUAAAAGGGCAAGCGACGGCUGCUUAGGAUGCAGAUGCAGUAGAACCACCUGACAGUAAGCACUUGAAGCCCCUGGAUGAUAUACAGUUUCUCUACCCUGAGGGAGAAGAGGGGAUGUGCCUUCCCCCAACCCCCCCCCUUUCAUUGACCCCUCCACACACUUUGACCUUUGACCCUUGAUAUUGGAUAUUGAUCUGUAGUAUAAAACUUGUCUUCCUGU